Triplophysa dalaica is the source of this 2499-nucleotide messenger RNA. It is a transcript of the gene dbr1, whose product is annotated as debranching RNA lariats 1. The coding region runs from base 144 to 1859 and encodes 571 amino acids. The record is from RefSeq and is a predicted model, not a curated record. Gene Ontology annotation, molecular function: RNA lariat debranching enzyme activity. NCBI's taxonomy places the organism in Eukaryota, Metazoa, Chordata, Actinopteri, Cypriniformes, Nemacheilidae. Gene Ontology annotation, cellular component: nucleus. Gene Ontology annotation, biological process: mRNA splicing, via spliceosome. The transcript is spliced from 8 exons.
CGAAUCAAGAGAGGCAAAUCGUCUGCUUGCUUGAAGCGCAACAUGUCAAACUGUUUAGAUGUAAACGCUUUUUAACCAAACUUCUGUUAGGUGUUUAACCGUUUUUGAGUGUAACGUUCUGUUAUGAUCUAGAAAUAAAAAAGAUGAAGAUUGCAGUCGAAGGCUGUUGUCAUGGAGAGCUGGAUAAGAUUUAUGAAAGCAUCAGUUACCUGGAGAAUAAAGAAGGUGUUAAAGUAGAUCUGCUCCUCUGCUGCGGAGAUUUCCAGGCCGUCAGAAAUGAAGGGGAUAUGAAGUGCAUGGCGGUGCCUCCCAAAUAUAGACAAAUGCAAACUUUUUACAAGUACUACUCUGGUGAAAAGAAGGCCCCUGUUCUGACGAUUUUCAUUGGUGGAAACCACGAAGCAUCAAACUAUCUCCAGGAGCUUCAUUAUGGAGGGUGGGUGGCCCCUAACAUCUAUUACAUGGGUUAUGCUGGUGUUGUACGCUUCAGAGGUGUACGGAUUGGUGGUCUUUCUGGAAUCUUUAAAUCUCAUGAUUACAAAAAAGGACACUUUGAGUUCCCACCAUACAACCAAGACACAUUGCGCAGUGUGUACCAUAUAAGGAAUGUAGAUGUCUUCAAGCUUAAACAGAUCAAAAUGCCUUUAGAUGUGUUCAUGACGCAUGACUGGCCACGUGGCAUAUAUAACUACGGAAACACAAACCAGCUUCUGCACAAGAAGAAGUUUCUCAGGCAGGAAGUAGAGAGUGGGAUCCUGGGCAGCCCUGCUGCCGCAGAACUCCUAGAACACCUGCAGCCCAGCUACUGGUUCUCAGCUCACCUGCACGUGAAGUUUGCUGCAGUGAUGCAGCACCAGGCAAAGAAUAAUGCCUCCCCAAAGGUCACCAAGUUUCUUUCACUUGACAAGUGUCUUCCACACAGAGAUUUCCUUCAGAUUGUGGAGGUACCAGAUAGACCGGGGUCAUCGCAGAACCUUGAGUAUGAUCCGGAGUGGCUUGCCAUCUUGAAAGCAACAGACAGCCUUCAAAAACCUUCAUGCAACUUCUGGAAUCCCCCACAGGAUAACGGUCUACACACCCGGUGGGAUUUCAGUGCAUCACAAGAAGCAAUGAUGGAGGUUGUGAGUGAUUUGAGUGGUGACCUCUGCAUUCCUGAAAACUUCAGUCUGACAGUGCCCGCCUAUGACCCCAACCGUCCUCAGCCCAAUGCCCACCCGAACUUCUGCACCAAUCCCCAAACCACAGAGCUGUGUGCCACUCUCGGGCUGACUGACAAAUAUGCCCUGGCUGGCCAGGGUGCUCAGAAUUACAGGGUGGAGGGUGCAACGGAAGAGGAGGAGGACGAGGACAACCAGAGCACGGGUAGCACAGAUGAACCCAGUGAAUAUCCCACUGACACCUCCGUCCUUUCCAGCUCUUACAACCCUGAUGAAAUCACCAUCGAGGAUGAAUGGGAGGAAGAGGAGGAGGGGGUAGGGUGUGCUGAGGAGAAAGGGACUGAUGCGGUGGUUCCAGAAGGGCAGGUCGGGGGCCAGGACAGCGAUCGAGACAGCAGCCCUUCGCGAGAGACCGCAAGCAGGCUUGUCCUACCACCACCGCGUGCUACACCGGAGACGGAGGCUCCUAGACGCUCCUCACUGUCUCUUUUACUUCCCCCUCCCUCUAGCUCUCUGUCCACCUCAGAAUCUCUCUCUCAGGGCAGCUCGGAGGAGGAGGGUAGCCUCACUCUAGCCAGGGUUCCCAAACGCACCAGCGGGGAGACACAGGGGUUACCGAUUCACUCAGGUGGCACACCUCAAAUCAAACGAAGAAACCAGAGUAUCUAUACCGCUGUAGAGGAUGAAGAGAGUGAGGGGUAGACCAGUGUAAUGCUUUAAUUUUUGUCAUGAAAUUAACACUAGACAAAGAAUUGUCUAAGAUUUAAAGGCAUAGUUCAUCUCAAGUCUCUGUUAUCAUUCACUUGCCCUUCCUGAAUCUUCACACAAAAUAUAUUUAGCAGAAUGUCUAAAUUUGUAAUUUCCCUUUUAAGUGGGAGAAAGAGGGGACCUAUGGUCACCAUUCACUUUCAUUGAAUAGAAAAUUAGCAGAUCCGACAUUUUUAAGAUCUCCUUCCAUUCCACAGAAGGUAUAAAGUAAUAUAGUCAGAAGAACACAAGGAUGAGGGAAUUACAACAUAUUUUAUUUUAAUCCCUGGUUUGUCAUCCCUUUUUAUUUCUUUUUGAGUUGCAAAGUUUCGUUUUCUAAAUUUUUCCUGUAUGUUCAUAUGCCAUGAGUUGUUAAAAGUUUUUAUCUUGGAUUUAUUUGUUUCUCCUUUAUGAUGGGUUUUAAUUUUUUUCUGUAAAAAGUAACCGCAGUUGUUUUCAUAUCUCAACAAUUCUUUUAUUAGUGUUGUGGUGAUUCACUUGUCCGUUGUUACUAUUCUGAGCUCAGAAAUAUGAUUUUGAUGUUUUUAUGUUGAAAUUUCAAUAUUACACUAUAAAUAAACAGUUUGUAGGCUGA